This is a messenger RNA of Helicoverpa armigera (cotton bollworm), 528 nucleotides long. RefSeq names its product mitochondrial import inner membrane translocase subunit Tim9 (gene Tim9a). NCBI's taxonomy places the organism in Eukaryota, Metazoa, Arthropoda, Insecta, Lepidoptera, Noctuidae. Bases 164 to 436 code for a protein of 90 amino acids. The transcript is spliced from 3 exons. The record is from RefSeq and is a predicted model, not a curated record.
AAUUUGUCAUCUUGCAACACGUUUGGCUCAAAAUUAACCUCAAAUUUGAAUUGGAUUAACCAAUAUUGCCUAAUUUCAUUUGUUAAUUGUUUAUAAUCAAUAUCUUCGUGUAUAUACUAAUAUAUAUAUAAAUUAAGGUCACUUGGUUAGCCAAAUUAUAACAAUGGCUUCUGCGCCUGAAAUGAGUGAGGCUGACCAAAUCAAAACAUUCAAAGACUUCCUGGUCCAGUACAAUAAGCUGUCUGAGCUCUGCUUCAAUGAUUGCGUACAUGACUUCACCUCCAGAACGCUCAAGCCUUCAGAGGACAAAUGUACACUGAAUUGUAUGGAGAAAUAUUUGAGGACAAAUCAGCGAGUGUCACAGAGGUUCCAUGAGUUCCAAAUGCUGGCUAAUGAGAAUAUGCUGGCUCUAGCACAGAAGUCGGGUCAAACUUAAGUUUAGUCAUUAACGAUACAUGGUGUAUUUAUUUUAUUUUGUUAUAGAUUUAUUGUCCUGAAUGUUAGAAAAAUAAAGUGUUGUUGAACAGA